GAUUGACUGUGAAAUUUGAAGGCGGAUUGGUAGUUGUUUAUUUUGAAAAAAUAUGUGUUGAAUAAUAAAUACUUUGUUUUCCGCUAUCACUGUUACUGUAUGUAUAUUAUUAGUACUGAAAAUAAUUGGACACAAACUACCAAAAAAUGAUUCACGAUGCAUUAUUAAUCCUUUGGGAUUGUUCUCAAGUAUCAGAAGCCCAACAGCAAGAGCCAGCAACUUACGGUCAUGAGGGUGAUGCUGCCGUUUUUAAAAGGAUAUGCGGAAUUGCUAAGAGUCACCACAAGAUUCAAAACUUUGUGAUUGCUACUAGUUUCCAAUCACGGAGAGAACAUUCAGCAUCAGGUCACAGGACUUUUGGUUUAUACGGCCAGGCUCUUAGUGAAGGAAUAUCAGAAGUGUUACAAUCCUAUAAGAAAACCCUUAAAGAUAUUGAAGAGUUAGUCAUAGCUAACAAAAACUAUACACUUGCCUUUGUAUAUAGUUACGUUGAAAAGUUUCAAGGUCUGUUUAACACAUUGACUAGAAUAAUUACAACUAUCAAAGAAAGAAGAUUGAUUGGUUGUCAGAUAUUAAGUCUCCUGCAUCAAUACAUUUUGAGUGGUAAUGAGAUGGUUCAUGAGGCAAUAGUCAAAAUAUUUACCUGUAUAAAUGCAGUAUUCAUAAAUCAACUCUGCACUUGGCUGCUGUAUGGUGAAUUAAAGGAUCCCUAUGAGGAGUUCUUUGUGUAUGGCAUUAAAAAAGAUGAUUCAUCUGAUACAUUUUUGUCCUGUCCCUCGACAACUAACACUGGGGACAAGUCUCUUGUAUCAACUUUGCAACAAACUCCCCUAGACUGUGGUUAUAAUUUGAAUCCCACAAUGAUACCAUACUUUAUACCAUUGUCUUUGGCACAAGAAAUUUUGUUUAUUGGUAAGACUGUCAUAUUAUUUGGAUUUGAUCCUAAGAAAGUGAAGAAGAAUCAUAAUAAUUUUAGUAUGAAUAGAACUGUUAUGCCUCUACAGAAAAUCAAUAUUGAAUCUAGGAGGUUUACUAUAUGGGAAGAAAAAGAAGCUGAGUUUCAUGAAAAAUUACAAAAACUGAAAAAUCCAGAAGAGUUUGAAGUGUGUAACUUGAAAUGUGUUGUCAGAGAUAUCAAGGAAUGUGUUACAAAGCACCUCUGGACUGUAGCAGUUGAAGAAGCCCAACUCUUACAUGAACUCCGUUUAAUGAAGGACUUCUAUCUGUUGGGCCGAGGAGAGCUAUUUCUCGAAUUGUUGAGACUCACCUCUCAUAUCUUGGAUAAACCCACUACCCGGACUUCUACUAGAGAUAUGAAUCAUGCAUUUCAACUGGCUGCUAGAGCUGUAUUGUUGGGCAACAGUGCUGAUAUCGAGAAAUUCAGUUUCGAAUUGCCAUAUGUGAAGCCAAAUGUAUCAGCUAACUCUUCUCUCGAUGACAGUAGCAGUACAGUGGCUGAUGGUUGGUCAACAAUAAUCCUAAAGUAUGACUUCAAAUGGCCUUUGCAUUUGCUUUUCGCGCCGGAAGUGUUAGCGAGAUACAACGACAUGUUCCGACUGCUCUUGCGCAUUAAGAAGACGCAACAUGACUUGCAUAAACUGUGGAAAACAUAUAAGCAUUCGACACGUUUCAGUACCUGCCAACUCCACAAUAAGCUGAUGUUCCUAAUGGACAACCUGCAACACUACUUACAAGCAGAUGUGCUCGAGACCAACUUCUCUCGGCUAAUGGCUGAGGUGGAAAACACUAAUGACUUUGAGCGGUUGAAGAGAGCUCAUGCUAACUUCCUAGCUGAUGUGUUGAGUCAGUCAUUUUUGACAGUCACGUCUGAAGAUGGCGAGUGCUCAAGUGAUACCCUGAAUUGCCUCAACAACCCAGUACUAAGUAAUAUAGUGGAGUUAUUGCGAUUGUGCCAUUCGUUCUGCAGUCUCAGUGAGUUCGCACCUGACCCUACCAAAGAAGAUUAUUAUAUACGGGGUUAUUCUGAAAGGUUCAACAAGCUAGUAACGCAGCUGAUGCAACUGCUGGCGUCGGUCCGCGAGCGGCCGAGCGGCGUGCACCUCGCGCGGCUGCUCAUGCGCCUCGACUACAACCGCUGGCUGAGUGCGCAUGCGCACCUGUCGCGAUCCGUUACCGAUAUGCUGAGGUACUGAUGAGGCAGCUGGCCUAUUAACUGUGCUACGUGGGUUACAAUAUAAGACGGCAAGUUUACCGGGCCUGGUGUAUCGGAUGUGAAUUCUGAAUGUAUCAUGUCAGUAUAUCAAGAUAUUGAUUAUCGAAUGCUCUGUCAAAUAUUCUGUAUUAUUGAUUGGAGAUGUAAUGGAACUGGAAUAAUGUCCGGUUAGGUUAUGAUUUGUAUGCAAUAUUGCUUCAUUGCCGAACUUUCAUGCAAUGCUCGAGAUGGAAGCUCUAAUACUAAUAACUUCUCGUGCUGUAAUAGAUAUAUGAAUGUCAAUUUUUAGAUCUGAAUUGAAUAUUUUGUACUACAUAGAUACCAUGUAUGAUAUGCCAUAGUACCUACAGCAAAUAGAGAUCUAACCUGAACUCUUAAGCAGGUGAAUGACAGAAAUCAGAGUACAACAAAAUAUGAUUUUAUACUUUGAACAAUGUUUAUGAGCCUAAAUGAGUUCCUUUUGAUGUCAAUGCCAGGAUUUCAUUUUUUUUUUUAUG
Messenger RNA from Zerene cesonia (dogface butterfly), 2670 nucleotides. It is a transcript of the gene Grip75, whose product is annotated as gamma-tubulin complex component 4. Gene Ontology annotation, biological process: spindle assembly; cytoplasmic microtubule organization; microtubule nucleation. Gene Ontology annotation, cellular component: centrosome; spindle pole; equatorial microtubule organizing center. Lineage: Eukaryota; Metazoa; Arthropoda; Insecta; Lepidoptera; Pieridae. Gene Ontology annotation, molecular function: gamma-tubulin binding; microtubule minus-end binding. The record is from RefSeq and is a predicted model, not a curated record. The coding region runs from base 147 to 2153 and encodes 668 amino acids. The transcript has 12 exons.